Venustampulla echinocandica is the source of this 423-nucleotide messenger RNA. RefSeq lists its product as uncharacterized. The coding region runs from base 1 to 423 and encodes 140 amino acids. The transcript is spliced from 3 exons. The record is from RefSeq and is a predicted model, not a curated record. Lineage: Eukaryota; Fungi; Ascomycota; Leotiomycetes; Helotiales; Pleuroascaceae.
AUGGAUCAUGCGGAGGCACUGCUGGUUUCACUUGCACCGGCUCGACCUUUGGAAUCUGCUGUUCAGCAUAUGGGUACUGCGGUGACACAACGACUCAUUGCGGAACGAGCUUUGGUUGUCAGGAGGCAUUCGGGGUGUGUGCGCCUACGACAACAACCCCCAAUGGCACCUGUGGUGGUACUACUGGAUAUACCUGCGCUGAGAAUGGACGCUUCGGGUCCUGCUGUUCAUCAAGUGGAUUCUGUGGAGACACAGUCGGCCAUUGUGCUCAAGGCUGCCAGCCUAAAGCAGGAACCUGCACUACAGGGACGGUUCCUUCCAACACUGGAGAGUGUGGUGUUGCAAAUGGAAACUACACUUGCAGUGGAGGACCUAAGGAUGGACAGUGCUGUUCUUCAAGCGGAUACUGUGGCACUGGAGUAG